Molecule: messenger RNA, 1952 nt
Organism: Python bivittatus (Burmese python)
Lineage: Eukaryota; Metazoa; Chordata; Lepidosauria; Squamata; Pythonidae
Gene: PLA2G12A
Product: phospholipase A2 group XIIA
Biological process (GO): arachidonate secretion; lipid catabolic process; phospholipid metabolic process
Cellular component (GO): extracellular region
Molecular function (GO): calcium ion binding; A2-type glycerophospholipase activity
Source: RefSeq, a predicted model, not a curated record
CGCCCUGACGUUCAUGGGGCUGGGGCGGGGCUGGGCGCGCUGACGGUGUUGUGGAAACAGGUACAGAAAGCUUUUUGCGGCAUGGUGGACGUUCCCCGGCCUCGGCUGACUGUAGGUGCCAGGACUCUGAGCGGCCGCUAUCCGCGUGGGUGAGGGGAGCUACUGGGGCGGCGUGCCCGUGAUGACCUGCCCACCAGCAGUUGGCGAGAUCCAGCCUUCGCGUUUCCCGGAACUUUUCGAACCCUGCUGUGCCCAGCGUUCCAGAACGCAAAGCGACUGGAGCUUUCGUGCGUGGGAGUUCUAGAACUCCGGCCCGCGGGCGUUCGGAGAGGAUGGUAAGGCGAGCGGUCCUGUUGCCGCUGCUCGUGACCGGGGGCUUACUCGCGAUGCUGCUAGAGCCGGGCCGGUGCCAGGAGCCUGAAACUCCGGACUGGAGGAUGACACUGAAGACCAUCAGAAACGGCGUUCAUAAGAUCGAUACUUAUCUAAAUGCUGCUCUGGAUCUUCUGGGAGGAGAGGACGGGCUCUGUCAAUAUAAAUGCAGUGAUGGAUAUAAACCUUUACCUCGCUAUGGCUAUAAACCUUCACCACCCAACGGAUGUGGUUCUCCACUCUUUGGAGUUCAUUUUGACAUUGGCAUUCCUUCGAUGACAAAAUGCUGCAAUCAACAUGACAGAUGUUACGACACCUGUGGCAGCAAAAAACAUGAUUGUGAUGAGCAGUUUCAGUACUGUCUUUCAAAGAUCUGUAGAGAUGUGCAGAAGACAUUAGGCAUACCUGAGUCUGUGCAAGCUUGUGAAUCUACGGUGCAACUGGUGUUUGAUGCAGUCAUACAUCUCGGAUGCAAGCCAUAUCUUGACAGUCAGAGAGCUGCAUGCAUGUGCCAGUAUGAAGUCAAAAGAGAUCUGUAGCAAGAUUUGUCUGAAGCAAUAGAGCCCUGUGUUGUUACAAAGCUGUCCUAAAGAUACAGAUGAACAUACGGAUGGACUGGCUACUCAUGAGGAGGAGACAUUAAUUUGUAUAUAUUUUUAUAUAGCACUUCUUCCUUUCAUCAGCUAUGUAUGCAUUCAUAAUCUAUAAGGAUCAGUUGUACACCUCUUAGAGAUGAAAUGGAUAUUUUGGCAACUACCUUAAGUAGAUAGGAUUGUCAAUGAAUGCUGCUCUAAACUGAAAGAAGUGGAUAUUGAAGAUGGCAUGGGGUAAAGAAAAAAAAAGUAGGUCAAUCCUUGGAGUUACAAUCAAUCAAUAUCUCUUCUGAGUUUGAUUUUUCUUAUAGAAGAAAAAUACCUGAAAAGGCAAAACCAAGUAUUUGAAAGACUUCAAAAAAUAUGACUGGCAAUAUUCAGUCAUUUGCAUACUGACAUUCUAUGAUGCAUGUAAUCAUAUUUGGCCCUACCAUAAAACAGCUGUUUUCCAUUUCUCCAAGGGUAUUGUAAUUCUCUGAAAGCAAAAUAUAAUUUUGUUAACUAUUUUUAAAAUAUGUUCCAUUGAAGAGAAAUAUCCUUCAACCAGAAAAUUAUUGAUACUAACAAAAAUAUUUGUCCUUUACUGUGUAUAACUGUUAAGCCUCUUUUAUUCUGGGGUAUCUGGAGUAUCUCAAAAUUUAAUUUUAAGACUAAUUUAUCAUUCUUUCUUGAUGGUUAUGAAUUGCUUUGACAACAAGGGCUCUUUUUUGUGGGUUUUAAUAAUUUCAUUGUCUUUUUGGCAUCAAAGUUUGAUAUAGUUCUUAUUCCCAAACUUUCUAUAAAUAAUGACUACUGAGUCAAAUUCUGCCUCAUGUAUUUGAGUACCAAAAUGCUAAAAAAACCUGCUGAAUUAUUUGAUAUUACUUGAAAAUUGGUCUUUGGUGUAUUUUCUUCUGGUGCCUUUAUUAAUGAAACAGACAUUUUAAAAGUGAAUAUGUGUAAAAUAAAACUGUUUAGAAAGAGAAAAAUUAAACACGCAAAACUGAA